Oncorhynchus nerka (sockeye salmon) is the source of this 4942-nucleotide messenger RNA. RefSeq names its product kelch-like protein 33. The transcript has 5 exons. Gene Ontology annotation, molecular function: protein binding. The coding region runs from base 1507 to 4011 and encodes 834 amino acids. NCBI's taxonomy places the organism in Eukaryota, Metazoa, Chordata, Actinopteri, Salmoniformes, Salmonidae. The record is from RefSeq and is a predicted model, not a curated record.
UAGAACAGAGCCCUGGGGGACACCAGUGGUGAGAGCACGUGGUGAGGAGACCGAUUCUCGCCACGCCACCUGGUAGGAGCGACCUGUCAGGUAGGACGCAAUCCAAGCGUGGGCCGCGCCGGAGAUGCCCAACUCGGAGAGGGUGGAGAGGAGGAUCUGAUGGUUCACAGUGUCGAAGGCAGCCGAUAGGUCUAGAAGGAUGAGAGCAGAGGAGAGAGAGUUAGCUUUAGCAGUGCGGAGCGCCUCCGUGAUACAGAGAAGAGCAGUCUCAGUUGAAUGACUAGUCUUGAAACCUGACUGAUUUGGAUCAAGAAGGUCAUUCUGAGAGAGAUAGCGGGAGAGCUGGCCAAGGACGGCACGUUCAAGAGUUUUGGAGAGAAAAGAAAGAAGGGAUACUGGUCUGUAGUUGUUGACAUCGGAGGGAUCGAGUGUAGGUUUUUUCAGAAGGGGUGCAACUCUCGCUCUCUUGAAGACGGAAGGGACGUAGCCAGCGGUCAGGGAUGAGUUGAUGAGCGAGGUGAGGUAAGGGAGAAGGUCUCCGGAAAUGGUCUGGAGAAGAGAGGAGGGGAUAGGGUCAAGCGGGCAGGUUGUUGGGCGGCCGGCCGUCACAAGACGCGAGAUUUCAUCUGGAGAGAGAGGGGAGAAAGAGGUCAGAGCACAGGGUAGGGCAGUGUGAGCAGAACCAGCGGUGUCGUUUGACUUAGCAAACGAGGAUCGGAUGUCGUCGACCUUCUUUUCAAAAUGGUUUGGUCUCUUUUGGUGACUUUCUCUUGACCCACCAUACUUUCCAACAGCCUGACUACACUUCAUAUGAUCCUGUAAGCAGACCCAGUGUUUAUUAAAACAGAAUCCCCUUGACCUAGUAGCUAUGAAUAGAAUCCUUGUUUACGUCUGAAGCCUAGCCUGUGAACGUGUGUGAGAUCAAAAUCAGAGAGAGUGUAGGAGUCUGAGACAGAGAGAGAGAGAGAGAGAAAAGGAGACAGAGAGAGAGAGAGAAAGAGAGAGAGAGAAAAGGAGACAGAGAGAGAAAUAGACAGAGAGAAAAGAGAAAGAGAGAGAGAGAGAGAGAGAGAGAGAGAGACAGAGACAGAGAGAGAGAAAAAGAGAGAGAGAGAGAGAUAGUGAGAGAAAGAGAGUGAGUGACAGAGAAUGAUAGAGAGAGGAGACAGAGUGAGAGAGAGAGCAAAAUAGAGAGACAGAGUGAGAGAGAACGAGAGAGAGAAAAAGAGAGGCAGAAAAGGUGAGAGAGAGAAAGAGAUACAAAGAGAAAGAGACAGAGAGAGAGGAAAAAUGAGAGAGAGGUGCACAUAAAGUGUCUGAGUGGAUAAAGAAAGAGAUAGUGUGGUUGAGAGAGAAGGGGAGAACGUUUAGAUCUGGGCUAUGUGUAUAGCAGUAGAUAGUUAGCAUAACAUAUACAUAGCCUACAUAAUCUGUGAGACAGAGGUUGUCUAAAGAGCAGUUGGAUCAAUCUCUAACUGAGUCCUAAAGUUUGAGCCAUAAACAGCCAUGGAGUUUACCAGACGUUACCUGCCCAUGGAAUGGGAGGAACGGUGGAGGAAAGAGAAGGAAAGGAGGAGAAGAGUGAUUGAGGAAGGAGGAGAAGAGGUAGAAGCGGACGAUCGAAAGCUGAGGUGGAUUGUGGCCUACAACAACAACCGGAUGGGCGUGACGAGGAGAAAGGAGAAAGAGGGAGCAAGGGUCAAGAAGAGGAACGACAGCACGGCAAGCCAGGGAGAAGAGGAAGAAGAAGAGGAAGUGUCAGAGGAGAGGAGGGAAGGACUGGGAGAUGAAGAGAAGGUUCGUACAUUCUACAGACAUACCUAUCCUAAAGAGGUAUUCCAGGGUCUGGAGCAGCUCAGGGACUCCUCUCUCCUUACUGACCUGACUCUGAGCACUGAGGCUGGGCAGCAUCUUUAUGCACACUCCCCUGUCCUGGCUGCUGUGAGCACCCUUGUCCACCAGAGACUGCAAGAGAGGGAUGAAGAGAUGGAGAAGAGGAGGGGGAGGAGAGAUGUUGACAUGGACAUAAAGACAGAGAUAUUCAUCAGUCUGGGUCCUGAGGUGGGGCUUGUGGGGCUGGCAGGGGUAGUGGAGUUUGCCUACACUGGGGGCUUAGCAGCUCUGAACAGACACACACUGGCCCAGAUACAGACUGCAGCUACAACACUAGGGGUCCCCAGAGUUCUACAACUCUGCAGUGAAGAGGAGGAGAAGAUGAAGAAGGGAGUAGAGACGAGGGCAGAAGAGAAGAAUAUCUCUACUGAAGAACAGAUGAAGGUCAGUCUUCAGUCCAUCAGAGAGCUGUGGGCAGAGAGAGUGGGCUGUGAUGUGGAGCUGGAGGUUGGAGGAACAUCAUUCCAUGUCCACAGAGUGCUCCUGGCUGCCAGUAGUGACUACUUCCGGGGAAUGUUUACCAGCGGGAUGAGGGAAUCACAGCAGCCCUGUGUGGCCCUUCCCUUCCUGGAGGCAUCUGAGCUUGAGGCUCUGAUUGGCUGUUCCUAUAGCGGGUCCCUCUCCCUCAGCUGGGGGUGUGUCUUUGAGAUCACCUGCACUGCCCUGCAGCUCCAGUUCCAGCCCACCCUCUUGCUGUGCCUUGAUUUCCUGGAACGGGAAAUGGAUGCCCACUCAUGUCUGGAUGUGGCCUCCUUUGCCCUGGCUUAUGAGAUGCCGGGACUCCUCGAGGAGGCCGAGGACUUUGUUCUGAGGAACUUCCAAGAAGUGUCUACCAGCCUGAAAUUCCUGGACCUUCCGGCUGAUAAACUGCUGGAUUUUCUCCACUCUGAUGGCCUCUGUGCGCCCUCAGAGCUGGCCGUGUUCAGGGCUGUGGUGGUCUGGGUAGAGGCCAACCCGGCAGAGAGGCUAGCCCAGGCCCAGGAGCUGAUGACAGGAGUCCGCUUCCAGCUCAUGACCUUUAAGGAGUUCAGAGAGGUCAGGGCAAUCAACCUGCGCAUGGAAUGCAGCAGCGACACAGAGGUGGAUCUGUACGGCUCGGCCCUCAAAGAGUUUGGCUUCAGUCUUCCUGAGACCCUGGACCAGUGCCGGAUCCGACGGCCCAAAGACGCCCUGGUUCUGGUCGGAGGCGACCAGCUGGAUCCUGACUUGGGUAAACGGCUUCCCAGCAGGCAGCUGUGGUUUGCUAACUCCCUCCGCACCGGAACAGGCCUGGUGAAGGCCAUGGACUGGAGGAUUCUGGGAGAGAUACCAGAGAAGCCCAGGUUUAGACACGGGGUGGGGGUGAUGGAGGGGCGGCUGUACGUUAUCGGAGGGUGUGAGUUCUACACAAAGACUGAUACGCUGAAAUCAGUAUACAGGUAUGACCCCAUGCAGGACAGCUGGCAGAGGUUGGCUGACAUGCAGGAGUACAGGAGUAACUUCUCGGUGGUGGUGUGGGGUGAUCGUCUCUACGCCAUCGGAGGAGACAUGGACAUGAAUACCAACCUGGACAGUGUGGAGGACUACAGCCCCGUAUCUGACACCUGGAGCUUUGCCAAGCCUCUGGACCAGGCCCUGAGUGGCCACGCUGCCACAUUGUUGGAUGGAGAGAUCUUCAUCUCAGGGGGGUUCGACUGCAGGUACCAGUGUCUGACGUCCAUGUUCCUGUACCACCCUGAGAGAGGAACUACCUACCUGGCAGAGAUGAGCCAGGAUCGGGCCCAGCACUGUAUGGAGGUCCUGCAUCAUGGCGGUGGUGGUCUCUGCGUGGUUGGAGGGGUGUGUAACCUACGUACGUUCUACACCGACCAGCUGGCCUGUGAGGUCUACGACCCUGUUAGUGACUCCUGGAGCGCCCUCACGCCCCUGACCAUCCCCCAUGUUGGAGCAGCCUCUGUGGUUCUGGAGGGGAAGAUCUAUGUGCUGGGAGGAUACUGCCAAGAGGACUACAGGGAGACCAGACUGGUUCACCGAUAUGAACCCAUUACCCAACGUUGGGAGAAUAUAGGCAAGAUGCCCGGACCUAACACUGACAUAAGAGCCUGUUUGCUCCACCUGCCCAAACACUUGAGACAAUGACAAAGGGAACUUUCGAGGGUGAUAAAGUUCCACAUUACAUUGAAGUUGUUUUUUAUGAACUGAAAAACACUUAGAAAGAGGCAGGACUACUUUAAUGCUCCACCUGCUUGCCCACUAGAGAAAAUAAAACAAUGAGAGAGGGAGGGUCACAUGGUGAGAAAGAGGGCUGGGUUUGCCAUAUAUAAAAUAAAAUAAAUCUGACUAAAACACAGAGAAAGAGCUAUGCUGGCAUUUGUGAAUCUACAGGUGCGAAAAAAAAAACAUAUUGUAUGCCAGAAAUCAUAGCCUAAUUCUUUAUGUCAUUGAUAUAUUGUUUUCAUUGAAAAACAGCCAAUUCCAUUCGUAUUUGGAAUAACCCUACCUUACCUCGGGUGUUUAAUGACAGCACAUUAAAGUCCUGGUUCCAAAGUGCCAUCAUGAAUUUUUAACAUUCUAUGAUGGAUAUCUACUGUCAUUCAGUCAAUUACAAGAAAUAUUUGGAUUCAAAAAUGUUCAUACCUGCUCCUACAACCUAAGACAUAAAUUACUGCCAUUUAUGAUCAUUCAUAGGACGUGUUACACUCCUGCCAUAACACAUACAGUAUAAUACACCCAGAAAUGUCACAUCUCUGUUGGAGAUGCAUAGAAGAAUACUAUUACAUAUGCUGUGGUCCUGUGACAAACGGACACCAUUUUGGGGUCAUGUACUGUAUGUCCUAUUUCCUUGUCACUGUGAAUGUUUUUCCCUCCGUCUCCACGGUUCUGUCUGUUGGGAUAUGUCAAUAUUUGGGAUUCAUCUCAGAGAAAGCUUUGUUGUCAAGGUAUGUAUAGCCAUCAAUUGAAAAGCCUCAUAUUCACAAUUAAUAGCAAACUGGAGGACUGAACUAUCUAGCUACAUACUGUACCAUUGGAUUUUAUAUAUUAUAAAAUUAAAUAAAAAAACGGAAGUGUU